AUGGAAAUCAGGCUACUGACAUUGUUCACUGACCCGGUGGUGCCGCGAAAUCACCCAAGUCUAUCGUAUAGUGACUCGGGAACCGAGCCCAAGAUCCGGCAGGACCUGUGCAAGGUUCGUGUUUUUCAGGAAUCCAAUCCACACCGAACCUUCGUCAAUGCGCAGGUAUGCUAUUUAGCUAGCUCUCGUGUUAGACCAACCAAGGUCAGAACGAAUGAAACUGGAAAUGUCCACUCGAGCAAGAGCUAUUUGAAAGCAUCUAACACGGGCAUCCUGCAUCCUAAUCAAAACGCUGGAAGGAAAGUGGACUUACAUGUGCUCAAUGUCUCAGAGAUUUCGCUUAGUUGCCAACGAACACAGGAGACGAAGGUCGGCGAGAGACGUCGCAAGGGCGCUGCGCUGUCUCCGAGUGUUCUACAUGGUAGCGAUAUCGAUCCAUGA
Fomitiporia mediterranea MF3/22 is the source of this 441-nucleotide messenger RNA. RefSeq lists its product as uncharacterized. The record is from RefSeq and is a predicted model, not a curated record. The transcript has a single exon. Bases 1 to 441 code for a protein of 146 amino acids. NCBI's taxonomy places the organism in Eukaryota, Fungi, Basidiomycota, Agaricomycetes, Hymenochaetales, Hymenochaetaceae.